This is a messenger RNA of Manis javanica (Malayan pangolin), 1392 nucleotides long. It is a transcript of the gene CLEC11A, whose product is annotated as C-type lectin domain containing 11A. Gene Ontology annotation, molecular function: growth factor activity. The record is from RefSeq and is a predicted model, not a curated record. Gene Ontology annotation, biological process: ossification. Lineage: Eukaryota; Metazoa; Chordata; Mammalia; Pholidota; Manidae.
CCAAGAGAGGCGGGCAGAGACACACACACAGAAGAGCAGAGACCAACGGACAGAGAUAGGAGUUGGGAGGAGAGGGAUCAGAGAGAAGCUGGGAGAGGUGGGGGCCUCGUGAUCCGCACACAGUCCAGGCCCCAGAGACACCCGCUCCCCAGAGACAUCUGUCUGCAGAGGCCAGGCUAAUGCAGGCAGCCUGGCUCCUUGGGGCCCUGGUGGUCCCCCAGCUGCUGGGCUUCAGCCAUGGAGCUCAGGGAGCUGAGACGGAGUGGGAGGGGGGCUGGGUCGGCGCCCAGAAGGAGGAGCAGGAGAGGGAGGCCCUGAUGCUGAAGCAUUUACAGGAGGCCCUGGGGCUGCCUGCUGGGAGGGGGGACCAAGAUCCUGAGGGAACCCCUGAAGGCAAAGGGGCCUGGGAGACCCAGGAGGACAGUCAGGGGGAGGAAGAGGAGGAGGAAACAACGCCAACCCCCUCCCCCAGCCCCAGUCCCUCUCCCACCCCUGAGGACACCGUCACUUAUAUCCUGGGCCGCCUGGCCGGUCUGGACGCAGGCCUGCACCAGCUGCACGUCCGCCUGCACGCGUUGGACACCCGCGUGGUCGAAUUGAGUAGGGGGUUGCGGCAGCUGCGGGAGGCAGCAGGCGACACCCGAGACGCUGUGCAAGCCCUGCAGGAAGUGCAGAGCCGCGCGGAGCGCCAGCACGGCCGCUUAGAGGGCUGCUUGAAGGGGGUGCGCCAUGGACACAAGUGCUUCCUACUCUCGCGCGACUUUGAGGCGCAGGCUGUGGCGCAGGCGCGGUGUACAGCGCGGGGCGGAAGCCUGGCGCAACCUGCAGACCGCCAGCAGAUGGAGGUGCUCACCCGGUACUUGCGCACGGCGCUCGCUCCCUACAACUGGCCGGUGUGGCUGGGCGUGCACGACCGGCGCGCCGAGGGACUGUACCUCUUCGAGAAUGGCCAACGCGUGUCGUUCUUCGCCUGGCACCGCACGCCCCGCCCUGAGCCCGGCGCGAGACCCAGCGCCGCCCCGCACCCGCUCAGCCCGAACCAGCCCAACGGCGGGGCGCUCGAAAAUUGCGUGGCGCAGGCCUCGGACGACGGCUCCUGGUGGGACCACGACUGCGAGCGGCGUCUCUACUACGUCUGCGAGUUCCCCUUCUAGCGGGGCUGGUCCCUGCCUCUCCACUCGGUCCCACCACCCUUUCUUCGACUGGGCUGUGCACCCUGCGAAACCCUGCUUCCUCUCCCUUCUGGACCGCGGAUGGAAGUGUGUUCCCCCUGGCUGGGCGAUCCCGGGGCUUCCUGCAGGUCCGAGACCCUUCCUUGCCCGUAUCCUUCCUGGGAGCUGAGGGCUCCAGGCUAGGUGCAGCUCCAAUAAAACCUUGUGGAAUCUGACAUAA